This is a messenger RNA of Haliotis rufescens (red abalone), 7749 nucleotides long. RefSeq lists its product as uncharacterized. Bases 307 to 1602 code for a protein of 431 amino acids. The record is from RefSeq and is a predicted model, not a curated record. The transcript is spliced from 6 exons. NCBI's taxonomy places the organism in Eukaryota, Metazoa, Mollusca, Gastropoda, Lepetellida, Haliotidae.
AACUCCGCGUUAGCCAUGCUAAAUUAUUGAACAACUGUCUUGCCGUCGUGCAAACGAUUAUGUCUUCCCAUUCUCUCAACGUCAUCUGACAGAAUGUGCUCGUUACUUUCCAGAACAAGUGCUGUCCCUUGCCAUGGCCUACCCGGAAGCCUAAAUGCGCGGUGUGCGGUCUGGGUUAGCUAGUCUGACACUACACCGGCUGGGCUAGCAGCACAGCUCACUUCGUUCGUCUCAGUUGCUCGACAAUGGCGGAUUAACAAGUUCACCGAGCCAUUCUCCGCGCCUGUAGUGGAAUAUGCAAAAACCAUGCAGGUCCUUACAGGACUUGUGGUGAUAUUUGGAUUUUUUUUGGAGAUAUGGGAUCCCACGACGGGGAUCGAAGUAUGCGAAGAAAACCACCCAGUGAACUUGAACGGGGUGAAUAUAUGUGCCAAUCCGGCAAGGAGUCAGGAAUCCCUGCAGAUGAACUGCACAAAUGAAAGCAUUGUUAUCAAGGAUAUUUUCAUUGGGUCGAAGGUGGAGGUUGCUACCUGUAAGAAGGACGCAAUCACCAUGGAUCCGACCGAAAAGGAAAGGUGUUGCAGAUAUCAUCCCAGUGAUCUACUGUUCGAUUCCAAGUGUCCUGGAAUCCAAAACGCAACGGGGCCUCUUUCCCACUACUUGUACUCUGACACCAUCACCUCCUGCAGUGGACAGAGAUAUUGCGACAAGAAACUCACCUAUGUGAUCCCCUUGCCUAAAGAAUCCUCGCACAGGGAGUUUGCCGACUAUGUCAGAGUGUUCUAUGACUGUGUGCCAGAUACUGCGAGUAUUGGAUUCUGUGAAUCUAGGUCAAUUACCGGCCAUACUGUCAGCCUCCGAUACGACGAGACAACAGCUGAUGAUAGUGAUGAGAAAACACUACAUGACUGCUCGUGCCAGGUGACGUCAUCUGGCUCAGAGCCAAUCAAAAUAACAGCAUUGGACAUCCGGCUUCAGGAUAAGACAGACGAUAUGGAGUGUCACUACACCAAACUUAGUGUAGUGGAUGCAAAAAAUAAAAAUCAAAUUUUUAGAAACAUUUUUUGCCUUGACAAGGAAUUCAUAUUCGGGGUUCCUGUGUUGAAUACGACCGGGUCCAGAGACAUUCGCAUAUCGCUCGGACCAAUAAAGAAAAAAGACUAUCCGUCCUUUGUGUGGUUGCAGAUAGCAGGCACAUCCAACAGAACUCGAGUAACGGUAACUUGUAAUGGGCCGACAACAGAGAAAAGUAACGGAACGCUACCUGAAGCUAUAGUGAUAGCUAUUAUCAGUGCUGUGAUACUCACUGGGAUCAUUGUGACCAUCGUUGCGCUCUGUAAGAAAAGACAGCACCGCGAGUACAACCCGCCUCAGCCAGAGAACAUCUACUUCGAGCUGGAGACCCCGGAGGAGAAGUAUGACCAGAUCCAGCUGAAGCAGCUCCAAGGCUCCGAGCCGAUCAAGCCGGAUCCCAGCUACGGCAGAUUAAACUACGGCAACCCGGAGGAGAGCCACUACGCCGAGCCUGACAAGCUCAACGGCAAGACUCCACCCUAUCUUAUAGACAAUGACUAUGCAACGCCGGAUUCUUGUAGGUCGUGACAAAGUGCAAAGGAAUAGUGCUUACGCUGGCGUUUCAGCCAAGGCUGUGUGUACGGUGUUUACCAAAGGAACUUUGUGUGUUUACGUUAUGAUGUGAUUGUUGAUAAUAAUUAUCAUCACCACCUUGAAACGAAUUUGAAGGAGAACGUUUCGGUGACGCUUGUGGACGUGCUUGUUUGGGGUUUAUUUACAUUAAGAGGCAUCGUUGUGCUGUUUACAAUACAUUGCACGUUUAGUGUCCCCAAUUGAUAAAUAAGAUGGAAUUGAUUACUAUUUUGGUUGUAAGAAUGGUAUUUGAAGAUACUCCACUUCAAAGAAGAUGGAACAACAUCGUUAGAGGUAAUAGUAUUCUAAGAACCGGAAUGUCUAAGAAAACGCGAGCGACCUAAGUACAGUGAUUUGCCCUAAUAGAAGCAUACGGCAUAUCUUCCUCGGGCGAUCUAACUAUGGAUGACCAUGUGUGUUAUUAUGGGACCAUCGUCAGCAUUAUGCAUGGAUAUUCAGCCCUGCGGUGGUGACAAUAUCCCCACCUGUCAAUCAAGGCUUCUGGUCAUGGCAUAACCAAGCUGUUGGAUUAGUCAAGCUGAAGGAAUAUUCAUACAGAAUCACGAACUCUUACAACAGUGUCGGUGACAUUACCAUACGCUCUGGUGGAAGCAGUGUUCUCAAGUAUUUCAUUAUAUAAACAAUGGUCGUAUGAUAACGGGUUAUGGUUAAACAUAAGCACCCUGUUAUAUGAGCAUUAAAUGAUGUUUUCUUCCGCAGAUCCGGGAAAUAAAAUUGAACCUUAAUGACAUUUAGAUAUCGACUAUCUGCUAUCUAUGGACCAGAAAGCUAUUUACUUUGGAGGGAUAACGACAUAUGAUUGCUGUCUGUAAGUGGAUUUUACCCUGGGUUAUGGCGACUGAAUAUUUCCCUCAAAUUGACCUCCGGUAGUGACCAAACAACGGUGUGUUAUCUUUCUUGAGAAAUGUGCAUGGUAAAGAGGUCAUCAACCCAAUUAUGUACGCCAAACCAAAUGAAUAUGGAUAUAUAAACAGAUACCUCUUAUAAGCUUAUCUGUCUCUUCUUCGGGCUGAUAUUGCUAGUAUUUGGUAUUCUACUAAGAUGUAAUCGUACCCCAAUGUUGUAUUCAUGACAGGAAACUGUCCUCAAUCUACUAAUUAAAUGGGAAACGAUGCAUCAUCGGCUGUGAGGCCAGAGUGAUGGACUGACGUCAUGAGCAUGCAAUUAACUCGUUUGAAAUAGUCACAUCAAUACUACACACACAUAACGUUUUUUCUGUAAGAUAAAUUGUAUAAUAUUGUAUAAAGUUUGAUUUUUGUACAGCACAUCUUUAAAAACCAAACAUAAUUUAAUACAUUAUGUACAUGAUGUAUUUAUAUAAAAUGUUUAUAAAUGUUUUUGAAAAAAAUGUAUAAUAGAGUUUUUGCGAUAUAUUUAACGCUAUUGUUACAAUCUACAAUUUGAUGACCUUUUCUAGUUUAUAUUUGAUAUUUUUAUUAAAACCUGUCAUCGUGUUCAAAGGUUAGAUGUUUGGAUGACGUUUUACAGCUGAAGGUGCGCGCAUAACUCUCUAGAUAUACAAUCUCCAUCCACGUGUCCAGACUUGAUCAACAUUGCCAGACAAUACUGUAAGCAAUUGCCAACUGAUACGACCGUCUGUGUAGAAUUAUAGUCAUAAAUGUAUAAAUGUCAGGUUUUAUGAUGACAUGCAUGCUGGUCCAAAUGUCUUUAUGGAUACAUGAAGCAAUUAGCAACAAGUAUAUGUAACUACAUACUCAUAUUAUAUAUGGCAAAUGAAAUUUAUUACUCACAAAACAACGUUGUUUCUCAAGCAUGCUGUCUGUUAUAGGCUUGGAGUUUUCUAUAUGUUUUAAACAAUAUUUGGAUACUUUCCUUUUGUAAUAGGAACCAGAAUGCUAUUUGGAAUUCGUUGUUUGACAGGAUGAAUAUGUGAGAUUUCUUUGGUCGUAUUUUACGGACGCUCCAAUCACGAGUUCCGUUAAUGAAGCGAUUUGUUCUUCAGUACUUCUGAUCUCACCGCACACGGACGUAUAUGUUGUUCAUAUUGAGCACAUAAUUUAGAAAAAAUAUUGAUAUGGUUGUUGAAGUUGAAUUGAUUGCUUUCGUCUAGUCGUAAAUGGAGCCUAAUAGGCAUUUGACACUAUAUAUUAUUCAUAAUACAACCGUACGUGGUAUGUUUAAUUUCAAACGUUUGAACUUACAAGUCCCGUCUGAGUUGAUCAUGAAAGACGUGGCAAAUGCAAUCUUCAUGUUUUCCUUUCUCUGAAAACAUUUUCUUGGGUGAUUUGUAGAUUUGAAAUGAUGCUUUAAUAUUUCCUUGUGCUUGCAUGCUUUAUGAAGGCUUGGAUGUUUUAUGUACAUGUGAUGCGUUAUUAAUAUAUUUGUUUAAUUUCUAAAAAUAUUGAUAAUUAUGUUUAAGACCAAAUUAUUUCCUUCUGCCAAAUGUAUCUUAAUGUAAGCAUAUUAUGAGAGAGAAAUGGGGUAUAAGUGAUUAAAUGUUUUACGUCCUUUCCCAGCUAUUACACCACUGAAUUUUUUUUUCGUUUGCCGUGAAUUAUUUUAUCAGGAUUACAAACAAAAAUCCAAAAAGCGUCUUUUUGUGAAAUUGAUAAAUUACAUAAUGCUUAGAGCGUUAUGCACUAUUACAACUCAAUAUACCUAAGGGGUCCAUUUUUCAUUCGGGUCGCAUCAAGCCCUGGGCAUAAAUCUGAUGUCUUUUGGGUUUUGGUUGGAGCAAAAUGUUAGACAAGAUCCGCUAUCGUGCUAUUGAUGCCAGUCAUCAAAUAUCCAUCUUUCAUUCGGCACGUCUCAAUACAACAGACUAUCUCGGCCUGCACUGGGAGGAAUCCAUAUUGGCGGUGUAUUCCCUAGUUUCUCGAGUUCACGUGACUGUCACAUUACACAAUGGCCGUGUUCCUUUUAUAAAUGUUGCUUCCUACGGAAUUGUAUAUCAAAUUUCCAUGAAUCACGUUCAAAAUCGGCCUUAUGAGCUAAAUGUAUACGGAGCAGUCGGUAUACGGUUUACUUUGAAAGCUUGCAAUAUCACAGCUCCAUUGCUCCCCGAGGUUUAAUGUUUUAUGUCUGUGACGGAAUCUUCCGAGUUGAAACAAAUGACCCAAUCUUACAGUGGACGAAAAUACGGGAAGCAAAAAAAUAAAGAAUAGACGAAACGUGAUAGCGUAAUACCGUUAUAAUUUCAUUUGCGAUCAAAUAUUUUAGUGAUCAACUCAUGUCUCUUUAGUAACAGUUGAUCCAUUGUUAUUGUUACUUGAUCCUACCACUGCGUGACACGUGUCUGUUUGUGAUUGGCUGCUUGUUAUUGUUACACAUUUGACCUACGGUGCUCACGUUACUACGUUCCCCUGCCUUGAGCUUCCCACAUCAAUCUCAGUGCAUCAUCCCCAACCCUGAUUUGCCCCCACCGAUAUGUGGGCUAAUUACCACGAGCUUGUUUAAUUGUUGCUGAUUAUCAUGUGUAGCCGAUCUUAUUACCUGCGGGCAUUAUCAGUUAUACUAUAUACAGUAAACUACGGUUAUAACGAACACGCUUAUAACGAACUGACGGAUAUAACGAACUUACUUUUUGGUCCCGACUAUUUGCUGUAGUUAUGCUGUAUAUAUGCUUAUAACGAACUACGGUUAUAACGAACUAAAAUUAGUAGUCCCUUUGAGUUCGUUAUAACCGUACUUUACUGUAUACAAUUUGUGUUCUAUCAGAAACGGGAGCACAGGUGGCCCCAUCACCCAAACGCCGCAGCUCGCUGUGUAGAGUUGCGUCCCUUGGGCACACCAGAAACCUAUGAUCGUGGUUCCAUUUCGGGUCACCCCGAAUAUGUUUCAAGGUUUGUCAGCACCAUACCCGUGCUCGUGGGUUUCACCGAAGUGGAAAACGUCUGAGACCUGAUUCACUUCGGGCUUUCCUCCCACAUUAAGCUGACACGCCGUGAUGUGACUGGAAUACUGUUCAAAGCGGCGUUAAACCCAACUCACCCACUCACUCUAUCUGAAAAAAACACUGCACGCUCCCAUUACACGAUCCUAAACCAGUUUUCAUUUAUUCAUACGCUAUGAGACCGCCUCGGUGGUCUCGUGGUAGAGCGUUCGCCUGGAGAGCGAAAGGUCCGGGGUUCGAUUCCCGGCCGCGUCAUACUAAGAGAUGUUAAAAGAUGGUACUUGUUGUUACCCUGUCUGGCGCCCGGCAGUAAGGGGCUAAAACCACAACUGGUCGCCUCGGAGUCAGUAUGCUGUGUCUGAGUGGGGAAUUCAUGUUAAACUGUGGCAUGGUAUCUCAGUGGGCUAGCACGAUAAAUCGACCGGACUAGAUCGACCAGCAGCCACACAUACACCUGCAUGCACGUCGCUAUAUAAGUGCAAUAACCUUGGACGCGACGUUAAACCCAAUUUCACCUCACCUUCAUACGCUAUGAAGUUUGGGUUAAAGUAGGUUGUACUCUACAUACUUAAACCCUUAUUUUUUGACUGUUUUGCCGAAAAUAUGAUGGAUGUCAGUUCCGGAUCUGUAUUCCGGUUAAUGUUUUAGUCCACUGUUACCAUGGUUACGUCAUAUUCACGUCACAACACAUGAUUGAUGUGGGAGACCUACAAUUAGUGACGUAAUGCCGUCACACAGCUGAAAUCUCAGUUGGAUUUUUAUUGAAUUUAUUUUAUUGAAUCCGUUUCCAUGGUUAUUUCGAUAAUACCGGAAAACAUGGUACAUGCUUUUGUGAUAUUAACUCUAUUCUCCCGCCAAGCUGGCGCGAUUGAUUCGUUCAGUAAUUGUCACGAUUUUGUUUCAUUACUCAAAGUAAUUGCAUCGUUUACUGUAUUUAUGCCUCUGUGACUUGGCACAGCCAAGCCGCUUUUCCACAUGCGGUUUUUGCGAUGUACUGAUAACUCAUGCAGCAAAUGUUUGGAUGGGAGACGUUUUUGCAGACAUAGGCAUUAUCGCGUUAUGCCAAAGACUGUAUUAAAUCAAGUUGAUUACUCACCGCUUGGCUGUGGUUAGUCUAUUGAGAUAUUGUCCGCUUCAGCUUAUGAGUUUAACCCAGCCUCCCAGCCUUGUGGCUACUGAAGUACUAUGCUAGGUAAUCAACUCAUUAAAUACUGAAUCACGACACGUGACGGGGAAAUGAUUACUUGUGUUUUCAGUAACCCAAACGAUCCAUUUUGUUACCCUGAACUGUGUAAAUCAGUACCCUGUAGUCAAUAAGUCUCAUGUGAUUUUGUAGAAUAAAAGCAUAAUAAAACCUUCCGACCCUAUAUGUUAAGGGCAUGUGGCAUGAAUCUAUUUACCUGCUUAAGUAGUAAAGGUUUACUGGUUCCCGUGCGAGCAUGAUGUGAAGGAACAUGACCUAUGAUAUGCUUCAGUACAAGGUCUAUGAUAGAAACAUGUAACACCCGUGCCUUUCAGAAACAAAUAAUCCGGUGUGAUUGAUAAUAAUGUAUUAGGGAUUUUCUUUCCAGCAAUAUUCUGGCUGAAGAUGUGUGCACAACUUGCAGUGUGGUGCUUCUUGUAGCUACUGAACACUAGAAUCCUUCCUGUGCAAUGUUAGCGGCAGUUAUAUACUUAAAUUAAUAUUUAGACCUAGGAUUAAUUUUGAGUUGGUCUUUGUUUUAAAUGAUUUAAAUUAAAUCGUAUUUCUGAAGAGAAUAUGAAAAUAGAUUGUUUUCUCAUUUAUUCGAUGGUUUAUUUCCGUUUGAAACAAAUCAUUCAAUUAUAACCAGCCUUUUGUUCAUAUUUGUUUCAUUAAUUGGUUUCUAAGCCACGACAUAUCACGUGUCAGAUUGUAUCAAGAUUGUAUUCGAGAUGAAAUCCUUUAUGAGGUAAUUAAAUCAUGUCGAUGUUUCAGCGCCGUUGCUUUCGUUUGCGAAGACGAUACGCACUGGAAAGAAGCGAGAUUUCUUUUAUGAUUUGCGUUCCACCAUACUGUAAUAUAACACGUGUAAAAAACAUGUACAAUUCGCCCUUGCAGUAAUCCUUGUAAAUAUUAUACUGUUUAUGAUCGCAUGCAUAUAGACAGUGUAUUUGUAUGAUGACUUGAUGAUGAACUGAUUCACACAUUCAAUGAUACUUGAUUUAUUGUUUUCUACUUGCUCAAUAAAAUUGACAUUUUAUACCUA